AUGGAGCCGCCGGCGUUAAAGCUGCUUCUCCUGGACCCGGGAGAUGAAGGCACCCAGAGGUGCAGGAUGGGACCUGCCGCCCUCUCCUUCCUGGGAGCCCGGAUCGGCGCCCCGCUGAGGGUCCGUCUGCCUACGGGCUGCUGUUUGUGCACGGCCUGGCCCAGGCGCGAUUUGGCAGACGGAUACCUGCAGUUAACAAAGGUGACCGUGAGAGUGGUCCUUAAGAGCUCCGCAUGGAAAAAGUCGACUCCCAGAGCAGUCCUGCAGGAGGUGAUCAGAGAACUGCUAAGGAAUAUUUAUGUUUCACUUCAUUAUGUUGUAACUGUUGCCCCAAAUCUUGAAAAUCCUGUGGUGCAUGUUGAAAUACUGUCUGUAGACCCUUUAAUGGAUGAAGCUGGACUGAUAACCCCCCAAACGAGUGUAAAAAUUAAGGAGGUGGUCACUGUUGAAUGGUACAGGCAUUUAUCAGAAUGUGCUGCAAAAACUUCAAUUGCAGGACUGGAUGAUGUGGGAAAGUCUUUGAAAGAAAUGAUUGAUCUGCCUUUCCGCUUCCCAAAAACUUUCAAGAAGCUGGGGCUUUCUGUCCCUAAUGGGGUGCUAUUAAUAGGCCCCCCAGGUGUAGGAAAAACUCUUAUGGUAAAGGCAGUAGCCAAAGAAGUGGGUGCGUAUCUGCUUUGCAUCAGUGGCCCAGCCCUCUAUGGUUCAAGACCAGGAGAAAGUGAAGAGAAUUUACGAAGAGCCUUUGAAAAGGCCAGAGAAAUGUCAUCUGAAGGCCCAACCAUUCUCUUUAUUGAUGAAGUUGACUCUUUAUGCCCAAAACGAGGAAGUUCAAACAAUGCUCCUGAAGGUCGUAUAGUUGCUCAGUUGCUGACGCUGCUGGAUGGUGUAGGUAGCGAGGGUAAGAUGGUCAUUAUGGCAGCAACAAACAGGCCGCAUGCCUUAGACCCUGCCCUGAGAAGGCCUGGCAGAUUUGACAGAGAGGUGAUUAUUGGGACACCAACACUUAAGCAAAGAAGAUCGAUCCUGCAGUUGCUUACAUCUAGUAUGCCGAUUUCUACAGAUGUUGAUUUGGUUAAACUGGCAGAAAUGACAACUGGGUAUGUUGGAGCUGACCUUACAGCACUCUGCAGAGAAGCAGCUAUGCAGGCUGUGUUCCACAGCUCCUUGGAUUCAACUGAAAUGGUGAUUAACAUUACAGAUUUCCAGGAAGCUUAUAAAAAAGUUCAACCAUCCUCUUUUCGAAGUGCAAUUGGACUGACAGAGUGUAGACCUGUCACUUGGGAGCAAAUUGGGGGUCUUGAAGAUGUGAAAUUAAAGUUAAAACAGAGUAUUGAGUGGCCUAUGAAAUUUCCUCAGGCGUUUGCCAGGAUGGGCCUGUCUCAUCCAAAGGGUAUUCUUCUCUAUGGGCCAUCAGGGUGUGCCAAGACCACGCUGGUGAAGGCUGUGGCCACAAGUUGUCACUGUUCCUUUCUCUCUGUAAGUGGUGCUGAUCUUUUCUCACCGUAUGUUGGAGAUUCAGAGAAGAUUUUGUCUCAGGUUUUUCGACAAGCAAGAGCAAAUACUCCAGCAAUAAUAUUCCUAGACGAGAUAGAAUCAAUCUUGGGAUCUCGAUCACGCUGCAAAACUGGCCGUGGUGUCUCAGAGCGGGUUCUUUCUGUUCUUCUCAAUGAGUUGGACGGUAUUGGGCUGAAAGUCACAGAAAGAAGAGGAAGCAAACUACAGCUUGAGGGUCAAUGUCAAGACCAAAAUGAUGAGGAAAGAAAGCUAGAGUUUCAAGAAACUUUGAACAAAGAUUUCAUGGUAGUUGCUGCAACAAAUAGACCAGAUAUGUUGGAUGAUGCCUUACUGCGUCCUGGAAGGCUAGACAAGCUGAUCUAUAUUCCACCUCCAGAUCUGAAGGGAAGACUUUCCAUUUUGGAAAUCUGCACAGAAAAAAUUCCGUUGGAUACUGAUGUGUCAUUACAAGAUGUGGCAGUCCUAACAGACCUCUUCUCUGGAGCUGAUAUUGAAAAUCUGUGCAAGGAGGCUGCUUUGUUGGCAUUGCAAGAGAAUGGACUGGAAGCAACUGCUGUGAAACACGAGCAUUUUGUGAAAUCAUUGAGGACUGUAAAACCAUCCUUAAACGUAAAAGACUUGGAAUUUUAUGAAAAAUUUUAUAAUCGAGAAUUAGCCUCCUUAAUCAAAAAGGAGUGA
Molecule: messenger RNA, 2193 nt
Organism: Tauraco erythrolophus (red-crested turaco)
Lineage: Eukaryota; Metazoa; Chordata; Aves; Musophagiformes; Musophagidae
Source: RefSeq, a predicted model, not a curated record